UUGGAUCUAGCAUGUCAGGACAGGUUUCAUGGUGGUCUCACAUGCCGCGCUGCCGUUGGAGCUUAGAUAGCCCGAGCCCGCGACAGCAUGCCAAAAGCGCCAGGCCUCACGCUGCCUGAGGGGAAGGAUGGCGGCUAUCCCAGCUACCCUGCUUCUCCGACCAAGACACCUCUUUCGAACAUGGCAAGGUUGUUCCGAAAGGGAACACAAGCUGUUGUGAUUGACGAUGCGCAUCACCAGAGGUGUGAAGAUUUGCAAGUCCAGGAGAAAAGCAUCCUGAGGAAUUUUUGGCUGCUCUUGAUUGUGACUGCAAUCCUGUCGAGUUCGCUGAGUUUCCUCAUCGACCGUUUCACCUGGGCGGCGGGCCUCCUUCGCCACACCCUGACGCUCGGAGCGCCGUUGAAAGCCAUAGGCUUCAACGUGGGCUUGGCGUGUUUGGCUCGCAUCAUCGUCAGACCCACGAUGGAAGCCGAAGGGAGCGGUUUUCCCGAGAUGAAGGCGAUGCUCUUUGGAAAGGUGCUUUUCAAUUACCUGACCCUCCGAGUGUUGAUCUCCAAAGCCCUGGCGCUUUCGCUGGGCGUUGGGGCCGGUUUGCCCUUGGGCAAGGAGGGCCCCAAUGUUCACCUGGCAGCCUGCAUCGCCCGUGUGAUUCACCCGUCCUUCUUCGAGAAACGCGUCCAGAGUUCCCACGGCGCCCACGGCGCUGGUGGCAGCGGCGUGGGCUCCGCGGUGUCGAAGCUGCUGCUGGCCGCGUGCUCCGUGGGCGUCGGCGCCUCCUUCUCCGCGCCCAUCGGUGGCGUGAUCUUUGCUUUGGAGUUGAUGUUGCCGCAGACCUACGACGCCUUCGCCUACUGGGGCUGCUUCACGGCCGGGGUGGUGGGCGCCAUCACCUACGCCGUGGAACGGACGCUGACCUCGGGCUCCGUGCGGCUGCUGCCGUUGAUCAGCUCCAACGUGCUUCCGGGAGAAGGAGUUGACACCGACUAUCCCGUGAUGCGGCUGGCCAUCGACAUCGUUUUAGGUGUGCUCUGUGGCUUGGCUGGUGGUACCUGGGUCAGAUGCCAUUCCUACACUGCCGGGGUCUUGAAGCGCUGGCGCCUGCGAGAAGCACCGCUGCCGCAGGUGGCAGCCGCAGGAAACCAAGAGCCGCUGUUGGGAGAAGCCGAUCCGGCUCGAGGUUGUUGCGCCUGUCUCUGGCGAUGUUUCGUUCGACUGUUGGGAGGAAAGUGGCGCGAUUUGUUCUUGGUUGCAGCAGUGGUCACGGUGAACACGGUCCUGGCGUCCGCGCUGCCUCUGCUGGGCGGCAAGCCGCAGCCGCUGAUGAUCUCCACGAUCUUCGACAAGACGCUGCUCGAGAACGACACCUGGGUUCUUCCCUGGGCCGGAGUGGCCGGAACGAUGACCCUGUGUUUUCUGAUGAAGUGGACAAUGACGAUCCUUGCGCUGUCAUCAGCUAUCCCUGCAGGAGUGGUGGCUCCCACCAUGAUCAUCGGAGGAUUGCUGGGCCGCGUCUUUGGCCAUGUCCUUUUGCCUGAGUGGUUUGUAUCAAUGAUCCUCACCAAGGAUGGCCAGCCGCCAACAGAAGAUCAAAAAGGAGCUUUCUUUGCGCGCUGUGCCAUCGUGGGCGCUUCGGCCUUUUGCGCCGCGGUGACGCGCGCCUUUGCCAUGGCCAUCACCGUCUUUGAGGUCUUGGCGUUGCCCAACUCUGUGUUGCCUCUCUGUAGUUCGGCCUUGGCCGCCAUCUUCGUGGCGAACAAGGUUUCCUUGCCUUUCUUUGAUGCCAACUUGGCCACGCGAAAUCUCGGGGGCAUCCCGGCCAUCACCUUCACGGACAAAGCCAUUGAGCCCGUGAUGAAAGUCAUGCAUGUGGUAGAUCUCAGUGAAUGCUUGCCACAGAUUGUUACCCUUCGGCACCUUCUCCAUGUGGUGUCAAAUAGCGACCACGAUUUCUUUCCGAUUGUCCGGCCACUGGACUGGGACACCAGCAACCAGGGCCUUCUGGAGGGGACGAUGACCCGAAGACAAGUCGAGCUUUUGCUGAAGAAGUUGGAUCCCCAUGCAGCGACCCCCGACCGCGAAAUCGAUUUGAUGAAUCCCGAAUUUCAAGCCCCACCAGAUGGCGGCGAGCCUCUGGUGGAGGGAAGCCCGGUGCGGGUGUCACCGGACUGCACCGUGAAGGAUGUGUAUCUUCUCAUGAAAGUGGCUGAGAGUGAUGGUGUCGUCUACGUGACAGACAGGGGCAUCCUGCAAGGGACCAUUACCCUUUCGACCCUCAUGAGCCGCGAGAUCUAAGUGCCUGAAGUGAUCGUUUACACCUGAAGUUUGAAGCUCCGUGACCACGGUGCGCCACGGUGCCUGUGCGACACCGUGCUUUGACAUGGCUUCGCUGCUUAGUGCCUUAAGUUUAGCACCUGUUAGCGUUCAUCGCUUCAUCGCUUCAUUUCGUCGCUUGAAACACGACAGCGCCGAAAACAUUUGGGACUCAAAUGCCAUCUCUUGCCAUCUGCCAUCUCUUGGACACAAAGGACAUGCUGCC
Molecule: messenger RNA, 2536 nt
Organism: Cladocopium goreaui
Lineage: Eukaryota; Dinophyceae; Suessiales; Symbiodiniaceae
Source: the annotation of a GenBank genome assembly